UACUUUAGCUCUCGCUCAAAACUCCCCCUCCAAACUUCAUUGCGCGUGAUCAGGCGUUGAGAUCUGCACUGCGAACCCACCUCUAGGAGUAGACGAAGAGCGUCGCGUUCGACCGAAGAUACGAUUCAUUCAUGCACAAUCUCCCAGGUCCUUCAUCUGAGCUGAGUGGUGCGAAAAGGCCAUCCUAUUGCUCCUUUUCCUAUAUCUAUGAUCGGAAGCCUCGUGACCGCGCCUGCUAAUAGCCCGCAUUUGAGGAAGGCAGGAAGCAGAACGGUCGUCUCUGAUCUUGAAUAUCUUUCAGGCGGUGAGCUUGGAAAUGGUGCUGAGGACGGCCCGAUGUAUUCAGUCAUUGCGGAUGAAUUGAAGAUUGCAAGCAUGCCGAUCAGCACUGCAGCAAUCAUGCCUUCUCCUAUCUUAUUGUGGAGAUUCAAGGUACUAUUAUUCUUCAUUUGGGGUUUCAUUUGUUGCAAGUUUGGAUGGGAUUCCGUCAUGAGAAUGAGUGUGGAUUUACGGGACCUGUUCCUCUAUGAGGCAUUUUUGUACUAUAACCCUCUUCUUCUUGUGACUAUGAUGGUUUGGCUUUGGGGUAUCAAUUUGUGGGUCUUUUCACAGGCUAAUGUCAAUUAUACUAAAAUUUUUGAUCUUGAUCAGAACCAUCUUACCCACAGAGAGAUAUGGAAGUGUGCUACAUGGAUGACAAUAAUUGUUCCCACAAGCAUGACAGCUUAUUUGUAUCUCUACUCUCAUGGAGAAGUGUCCUUGGCUGCUUCACAACCAGUUCUUCUGUAUGCUGCUGUUGCAAUGGUGUUGAUAUUUCCAUUUGAUAUUUUCUAUUUGUCGACUCGCUUCUACUUGUUAAGGACUCUUUGGAGGAUAGUUUUUCCACUUCAGGCAAUAAGCUUCUCCGACUUCUUUUUGGCUGAUAUUCUGACCUCCAUGUCCAAGGUUUUCUCAGAUUUGGAACGCUCAGUAUGUCGGAUGGUCCAUCGACAGGUCGCCACUAUUGCUUGGUUUGAAGCUGAUUCUGUCUGUGGAAGCCACUCUGUUGCGAUUCCUAUUGUUUUAGUGUUGCCAUACCUUUUUCGUUUGUUCCAAUGCCUCCGACAGUACAAGGAUACUGGAGAAAGAAACACUCUUUUGAAUGCUUUGAAAUAUUCGACAGCCGUGCCGGUGAUUUUUCUUUCAGCCCUUAAAUAUCAUGUAUUCCCUGAAAAGUGGACAAGUUUUUAUCGGCCUCUCUGGCUUCUCUCGAGCGUCCUGAAUUCUUUGUAUUCAUUUUAUUGGGACGUGACCCGAGAUUGGGACUUGAGUUCCUUCACUCGGAUUUUCAAGUUCAGCAAACCAAGCAUGGUCUCAUCGCUUCUGUAUGCACGAAAAUGGGUUUAUGUUUGGGUGAUAGGAAGCAAUCUGAUCCUCCGUUGCACGUGGACGUACAAAUUGUCUGCCCAUCUCCGCCAUAACUACCUCACAGUUUUCGCUAUCACUGCCUUGGAGAUGCUUCGCCGGUUCCAGUGGGCUUUCUUCCGUGUCGAAAAUGAGUGGAAUAAAAUGAAUUCCAAGUCGAAUAUUCAGCUCUCCAUGACAGAAAUAGGAAAUGAGGAAGACAAAUUACUCACGUCCAGUGACCACCAUGUAUAAAUAGAAAUUCUGCUCGUUUGCUAGAUAUAUUAAGGUUCGUCAUUGUUAAACUCGCCAUAUUUGGCCAAACAAUCAACGGUGACAAUUUCUCCAUCCUCCAAUUUUGCACCAAGAUGAGAAUUCUUUCGAGCUUGAUCAUUGAGGCUUCUAGAUCACCGCAUGCAACAGAGAUUUCAGUUCAUUUGACGACAUGUCUCUUUCAAUUGAUAGAUAGGUUAUUGGG
Messenger RNA from Rhodamnia argentea, 1861 nucleotides. RefSeq names its product SPX and EXS domain-containing protein 1. The coding region runs from base 208 to 1638 and encodes 476 amino acids. The transcript has 14 exons. Gene Ontology annotation, cellular component: membrane; cytoplasm. The record is from RefSeq and is a predicted model, not a curated record. NCBI's taxonomy places the organism in Eukaryota, Viridiplantae, Streptophyta, Magnoliopsida, Myrtales, Myrtaceae.